Molecule: messenger RNA, 454 nt
Organism: Olea europaea var. sylvestris
Lineage: Eukaryota; Viridiplantae; Streptophyta; Magnoliopsida; Lamiales; Oleaceae
Product: reactive Intermediate Deaminase A, chloroplastic-like
Exons: 3
Coding region: 59-430 (123 amino acids)
Cellular component (GO): cytosol
Molecular function (GO): deaminase activity
Source: RefSeq, a predicted model, not a curated record
CACAGAAAUGACAAAUCUUUUUCAGUCGCUCUAAAGACAGUCAACAUUAGGAAGACUUAUGGCGUGGUGCGCCGCCGCAAGGAGUUUCCAUUUGCCCGCAAUCGAUGCCGGCGCGAUGCGAAAUCGGACCCCACAUAUGGUGGCCGUCAGCUGCGUAUCAUUUGCUGGCGCUAACCUCCGCCGCCCUUCGUCAUCUAGAUCAUCGCCGCAACUGUUUGCUUCCUUGAGCACUUCUACUGAUGCCACUGCCAGCAUAAAGGAAGCCGUUCAGACAGAAAAGGCUCCAGCAGCAUUGGGACCAUAUUCUCAAGCAAUCAAAGCAAAUAAUAUGCUUUUCAUGUCUGGGGUUCUGGGACUCAUUCCAGAGACUGGAAAGUUCAUCUCGGACAACGUAGAGGAUCAAACUGAGCAGGUAUGCCUUGAUAUGUGAACUCUGUUUGUAUUUUCCAUUUUA